UUUCUUAUUCACCAACAGAGCAAUGAAGUAGGUGGUAGUUACCACAUGGAAAAGGAGGGACUCAAAAGAUGCCUAGAUCAUCUGGAGUCAAACGAUUUGGCGGUUGAGUACAUUGUGACUGACCGUCAUCCACAGAUCCAGAAGUUUCUGAGGGAACGCAACAUAGAACAAUUAUAUGAUGUCUGGCACUUUGAAAAAGGUUUGUCCAAGAGCACAACCUCGGGGCCGGAGAAGGUGGCAAGGUGGACGUCAGUGGUCAACCACCUACAAAACAUCCACGUGCAUGACGACCCCCUAUUCCCCAAGUGUGAACAUCCUGAAAGAGCCACAACGGAUGAAAAUAAAUGGCUAAAAUCUGAUUCAAUAACACUCCACAAAGUUGAGAAAAUACUCAACAACAAGAGAGUUCUCAAAGAGGUGCAAAAGCUAAGCCAUCACUACCAGACCUCAUCCCUGGAGUCGUUCCACAGCUUGAUUCUGCGUUUUGCCCCCAAAAAUGUGGUUUUUCCCUUCAUGGGAAUGUUGUGCAGGUUGUGUCUAGCAGCCAUGCAUCACAAUGAGAAUGCUGACCGUGAGCAAGCCACAACAGCUGCAGGACUACCUGUGUACAGAUUGGCCUAUCCAAAAUCAAGGAGGGGAGAAUGCACCGCAAAGCCUGUAAAGAAGGAGCCUACAUACAUGUACGUGGGUGAGCUGAUGAGGCUGGUGUUUGAAGAAGUCUUUGAGGACCCAACACCCUUUGUGGAGGAGAUGAAUAAAAUCAACAUCCCAAAGGACCUGUCCACUCAAUUUGACAGGCCCUCAAAGGAGGAAGUGGUAGCCCGCCAUGUCUCACGUUUUGGUCUAGGGGCGGUCGGAAGCCCACGUACUGUCCAGCCAGAUCAGGGAACUCCUGGCGUAUCCGGCGGACCACACACGACGGGAUGACCACUCUGAUUCCUCGUCCCAAAAAGCCCCAGCACCAGCUUACGAAGCUGCGAUAGGCCAGAUGCCUAAAACGCCUAUAAGAGGAGGAAUGGAUGAUAACAUAUAUGUGCUGUCCUGUUUUUCACCCUUACCCUCUGGCUGCUUGAACAACUGAAUUUCCCCACAGAGAUUAAUAAAGGUCCAUCUUAUCUCAUACAGUGUAUAUAUACACAUGAUCAAUUUGUACAUUUAUCAAAAUAAAGUUUGAUGGAACUACUUGAUAGCCUUUCUUCCCUGAAUUAUUUGCUCCUAGAUCAUUCAUAUAUAGCAAACCAUUAUUUGAUUUUUCAUCUA
Molecule: messenger RNA, 1260 nt
Organism: Gymnodraco acuticeps
Lineage: Eukaryota; Metazoa; Chordata; Actinopteri; Perciformes; Bathydraconidae
Exons: 6
Coding region: 46-927 (293 amino acids)
Source: RefSeq, a predicted model, not a curated record